CGAAGAUUUAUAUCAUAUAUAUAUAUCAGCAUUUCAAAGUAACAGUUAAUUAAUAAUAUUUGUUAUUAUACGCUUGUAAAAUAAAAUAGAUUAAUUGUGUAAUAAAAGUUAAUGUAUUAUUCAUUGUAUUUGUAUUUUUCUUAUUGAAAAAAUGUCUGAUGGUUCAGUUUCAAUUUAUUUGAUUUACAGAAGAAGUGAUACGCCGAAGAUUACUUAUAGAUGGAGAUGGUAUCGGAGAUGAUCGUCGAAUUAAUAUGCUUUUAAAAUCAUUCAUAAAAUGGGCAAAUAGUCCAGACGCAGAUAAUACUUUACACGAAAGAAUGUUAUCUCAACUUGCUCAAUGUGAAUUUGCACAACGAAAAUCUAGAUUAGUCUCAAAUAUGAGUCAAGAAGAAUUGAAAAGUUAUGAACAGUUAUCGAAAGAAAUUGAAAUUCAAAUAGAAGAGGCUAAAAAAGAUAUUGAAAGAACAAAAGUAGAAUUACAAGAUGCAAAACGUGUUAGAAAAAAUAGGAUUGAAUAUGAUGUAUUGGCAAAAGUCAUAAAUGAGCAGCCAGAUAGAGUAGAAACUAACCUAAAACUUGCUACAUUACGUGAAGAAUUAGGAAAGUUAAAAGAGAAAUCAGAACAAUUAGAACACAAAUUGGAAAUGAGACGAAAACAAUUUCAUGUUUUAAUAUCUUCUAUACAUUCUUUACAAGGAAUGUUAGAUGAAUGUGAUGAAGAAAUAAUGGAUGUAAGUUUAGAAAAUUAUGAAGAUGCAGAUACAUCUUCAAAGACUGAAGAUCUUAAAUAAAAUUAUUUUAUAAAAAAAAAAAUUUCUAAA
Molecule: messenger RNA, 824 nt
Organism: Apis mellifera (honey bee)
Lineage: Eukaryota; Metazoa; Arthropoda; Insecta; Hymenoptera; Apidae
Gene: thoc7
Product: THO complex subunit 7 homolog
Exons: 3
Coding region: 255-794 (179 amino acids)
Biological process (GO): mRNA processing; mRNA export from nucleus
Cellular component (GO): THO complex part of transcription export complex
Source: RefSeq, a predicted model, not a curated record